Molecule: messenger RNA, 1803 nt
Organism: Psylliodes chrysocephalus
Lineage: Eukaryota; Metazoa; Arthropoda; Insecta; Coleoptera; Chrysomelidae
Source: the annotation of a GenBank genome assembly
UGAAAAUCAGUGUAAACGUCAGAAACAGAUGUCAAAAAUCAAAACACUGAAAACACAAAACAUUUUAAAACCAAAACAGUAGUCUUGUAAAUAUCAAAAUUUUAAAAAUCUGCGUCAGUCAACAGUCAAACUUAAAUAAUUAAUAAUUAUAAUGCAGUAAUUAUAUUUGACACGCCUGCCUACGUAUAUUUAUAUAUAAAUGAAAAACAUACAUAUGUGGAAAAGUUAGUGCUUAGUGAUUUGCUAUUCAUAUGAAUAUUUGCAUACUAGUAAGAAAGUAUCUACUUCAUUCUACUUUUACUUGAUUAGUUCAAGUUUAUUUGUUACUUUACAUUACACAUCCCUAUUCCUAAUGUUAACAAACAUUGUUUUACUGUGUUUUGCACUUUUAAGUAAUUUUGGUACAACCCAAUCCGUUAAUAAGUGGGAUGGUAAAUGGUUUCCUAGUAUUCCUGAUGGCGAAGACAGAAAUCCAAUUAUUCCAUUUAAAAGAACUGAUUUAACAGAUCACAAACAUGGAAUUAAAAUGGGCAUCAAAGAUGCAACAUGUGAUGAUGCCAAAAAAGGUUUAAUACAGGAUUGGUUUAAACAACCAGAGAAUUAUACUUGUCUAGACAACAGAAAACUCUAUUUACCAAAUAGUUAUAUUCAUCCUCUACAUACAAUUGAACGAAUACCUCCGCAUUAUAAUGCACCUCAUGCUUGUAUGAACGAAACAAUUGAAUACAAUGAAAUUAUACCAACAUUUGGUACACAUCGACCAUUAUGGGGAGUAUUUGGAGAAUAUAAAUUCCUCCCAAAGCAAAGGUGGCUCCAUAAUUUGGAACAUGGAGCUAUUGUUAUGCUGUACCAUCCUUGUGCCGAUAGAAACGAAGUCAAUUUACUUAAGAAAAUUGUUAAAAAUUGCCUAUAUAAACAUAUUAUAACACCUUAUAAUUUGUUGGAACCAAAUAGGCCUCUGGUUCUAAUUUCUUGGGGCCACCGACUAGAAAUGUCCAGAGUAGCAAUAGAUCUGGCUGUGAAGUUUAUCAAGGACCACGCUAUUCAUGGACCAGAAAAAUUAACUAAAAAUGGUCAAUAUGAUUUCAUGCUGCUUCAUAAAGCUAAAAUCGUGUCUGAUAUAAAUGAUUCUAAUCUAUGUCCAAAUGAUAAUGAAAGUGGUAUUACAAUGAAAUAAGUUCAAAUUUAAAUGUUUUAAAGGAUAUACAUAUUUUACUGUAAGGGUGUCCCAGAUUAUUUUCCCAGUAUAUAUCUCAGGUUUAUUUAUCUUUGCAGCAUCGCACUGUAUAAAUAUGUUGUUAUAUCUAAUUUAUUUAACGUCGGUAAAAAUAAGGCGAGUGUGACAAAUUGCUGGAUUUAGAGGGUCUGUCACGGAAUCCGGUGGUGCGAAAUCGCAAAAAAAAUUAAACUAGUUUCUAUAUUAAAUUUUCGUAAAAAAAAGUUACAGAAAAACCAGUAUUUUUCGAGAAAAAUUAAUUGAAAAUUCAUUUUUACAGGUUAUAUUUACAAAACAUAUGGCUUUAUAUGACAGAUUAUUUUGAACAUAACAACGUUGCCAAGUUGUUAAUUAAAUAAGUUUCAGGAUUAAUUAUAUUCUAUAAUUUGUGAGUUUAUAAAAAAAUUGAAGAUAUCAAAAAUCAUAUAUUUUUUGUUUGUUUUAAAAAGCUUCAGCACUGUAAUAAUCGUAUAUAAAAUAAAAAAAUUAAAAUCUCAACCAAAAUAUUUUAAAACAUGCAGCUAAAAAAAUAUUGUACAUACUUAUUAGAAAAAUUAAAAAUUAAAUAACUUGCUAAGUAAUGCCUG